Messenger RNA from Contarinia nasturtii (swede midge), 1261 nucleotides. RefSeq names its product serine/threonine-protein phosphatase 6 regulatory ankyrin repeat subunit A-like. Gene Ontology annotation, cellular component: T-tubule. Gene Ontology annotation, molecular function: protein binding. The record is from RefSeq and is a predicted model, not a curated record. Gene Ontology annotation, biological process: protein localization to T-tubule; regulation of cardiac muscle contraction. The transcript has 11 exons. The coding region runs from base 152 to 1018 and encodes 288 amino acids. NCBI's taxonomy places the organism in Eukaryota, Metazoa, Arthropoda, Insecta, Diptera, Cecidomyiidae.
CAUUCUCUGUGCAAGUUACUUUCGGUGAUUUUACAUUUGAAUUUCAUUAUAAGAAUUAAGAAUAGUGCUUGCGUGUAGUUUGUUUCAAUUAACUUGUUAAUAAAUAUCUUCAUUCCGAUCCAACAUUUAUAAAUUGUUUAAUCCAAAUAAGAUGAUGAAAUUUUUAUUUUUGAUCGUUUUUCUCGUCGGUGCGAGUGUACAAGACGAUAUCAACACUACUGAUGACAGUGAAUAUCUUUACAAGGCCAUUAAAUCAGGCAAAGUAGAUGAAGUCACAUCUCUAAUUGAUAAUGGUACAAAUGUGAAUGCGUUUGAACAUUCUCGAUUCACACCACUCCAAUUGGCUGUUGCUAAAGGUCAGACGGAGAUAGUUAAAAUUCUUAUCGAACAUGGAGCUGAUGUGAAUGAUGUGAAUGUGGAAAAUCAAACUCUACUUCAUAUAGCAGCAAUGUUCGAUAAUUUGGAAAUAUGCAAAAUCCUAAUCACAAAUGGAACAAACUUGCAUGCUGAAGACUACAGAAAGAAUACCCCACUCCAUACCGCCGCUGUCUAUGGUUCAAAUGAAACGGUUGAAUAUUUAAUUGCACAGGGAGCCAAUAUAACUGCCGAAGCUGUUCAAAAAAUGACACCUUUACAUGCGGCUGCCAUGGCUGGGAAUUUGAACACUUGCAAAACUCUAAUUGCACAUGGAGCGGACGUAAAUGCAAGAAACGAAGCAAAUUUAACAUGUUUACAUUGGGCAGCUAUGCUUGGUACAAAGGAAUUAACUGAAUAUCUGAUCACACAAGGAGCUAAUGUCAAUUCUAUUGAUAAACGCCUGGUUACGCCUCUCCAUUUGGCUUACUAUACAAGCAAUGAAGAAGUGCAAAAGGUCUUGAUUGCUCACCAUGCAGAUGAAAAUGCAAAAAACAUUGAUAAUAAUACACCACGUGAAAGCUAUCGUAAGAUAGGAAAAAGGAUGAAAACCGUAAUUAUUGACGCCAUAAAUGAAAGGAAGAGAAUUUUCACGGUCCUGUAGGAAAUCCAACGAAGAAUUUAUUGAUCGAUCAUGACGCUGAUGUAAAUGAAUGCCAAAAAUAUUGAUGAUAAGAUACCGAGUUAAAUAGGUACUCUUAGUACCACAUGCACUUUUAAAAAGUAGUUUUGCAAUAAAAAAAAUGGUUUACUUUCAUUUUCUGGAUAAAGACUCCGAUUUACCGCUAAAUUUUUGACUUUUUCGCCAUUAUUAUGAAUCUUAACAUGCAAAUGUAUAAAAUAUUAA